AUGAGUAAUUACAUGUUCUUCGGUGUACUCCGUGCAUCACGAUUAUUCAACAGUUUCUAUUGGUCUAUGCGACACAGCUAUCUACCGACUUGGACCUUUAAUCAGCUUUAUAUAUCGAUAUUCCUGCGAUGCUUUGGUGUACUGUUGAUGUCUUUUCAACGAUAUAUUACCAUGUGCAAGAACGGUAGUCAUAUCGAGCAGAACGUUUAG
Molecule: messenger RNA, 210 nt
Organism: Ostertagia ostertagi
Lineage: Eukaryota; Metazoa; Nematoda; Chromadorea; Rhabditida; Trichostrongylidae
Source: the annotation of a GenBank genome assembly